Molecule: messenger RNA, 1406 nt
Organism: Arabidopsis arenosa
Lineage: Eukaryota; Viridiplantae; Streptophyta; Magnoliopsida; Brassicales; Brassicaceae
Source: the annotation of a GenBank genome assembly
AAUAAGAAGAAUACACAAGCCUCUCUGUCUAAAACCCUUUCCAUUAGAUCCGAUUUCUCUCACGGCAUUGGUGAUCAUGUCAUCCACGGAUCUGAAAGCGGAGAAUACGGAUCCUAAAUCUCAAAAUAACCAAGUCCCGUCAGAGGAACUGGGAGACUCGUCAAGUGAUAAUUGGCUAUAUCGAUUCCAAGAUUUCAUGGAAGGAGGUGCUUGCAAAGAAUCAUAUUUGGAUUUAAUUUAUUGCUUUGAUGACGAGGAGCCCAAGUAUUCAGAAAUACUGGAGAAUUGUAUGAAGGCUCAUUCUGAUUACUAUGAGCCCGUUAUCGCACGGUUAGAGACUUGUAAGGAACAGCUGACAAAGGAUUUAGAAGCCGUCUUCCUUCCGUCAACCCUUUUGGAUCAAACGAAAGAAGGAGACAUAGAGAAGGAAGAGAGCUUUAUAGCAUUCAUGAAAGGAGGUAGUUGCAAAGAAUCAUAUACGGCUUGGAGUGAUUGCGCUAAGGAAGCUGAGAAAAACAAGGAAGAUGUCAACAUUAAGUGUGCCGAAGUCUCGGAGAUGUGGAACAAUUGUAUGGAUGCUCAUUCUGAUUACUAUCAUCCAUAUCUCGCGCCCAUUGAAACUGCUGCAAACGACUUUGCCAAGAAGCUCGAAGCCUUUGUCUCUCGGAAGCAAGCUGACUUUGAUCUCUCGCACGGCAUAGGGAUCAUGUCACCCACAGAUCUGAAACCCGAAAAUUCCAACACCAAAACUCAAAAUUACCGAGGUCCGUCAAAGGCACAGCGAGAACGAUAUCGCAUGUUCAUGAUAGGAGGUGGUUGCAAAGAAUCGUUUACGGCUUUUGAAGAUUGCGAAGGGAACACAAUUGUUGAUUGUAGUGAAACCAUGUGGAAGCUGGAUCAGUGUAUGAAGGUUCACUUGGAUUACUAUCAGCCGUAUUAUUCGAUAUGGAAAACUGUCGACGAAAUCGAGGAGAGGAACCGUGAUCCCGUCUUCCCCGCUAAAGAACCAAAGGAAAAAGCUAAGCAGGUGUCUGAGUUCAUGAGAGGUCCUUGCAGAGAAUCAAUAAGGUCUUUUAGACGUCGUGAUGCAGAAUAUACGAGAAACAAUAACACUCUCACGUUCCAUAGGAAACUUGAAGCUUUUGACACCGUGUACAAGUGUAUGGAGGCUCACUCUGAUUACAAUCAAUAUCAAGCGUUUCUCUCGUCAAUGAAAAGACGUUACGAAUAUUAUGAUAAGGAGUUUGACGCGGCUGCGAGGAAGCUAUAGAGAAGGUACAUUAGAAGAUCCAUAACAUUAAUACAAAUCUCUAAAAUAUAUGUUUCACAAUAUAUUUCUCACUUAUAAUGUAAUGGAUCCUUCUCUAUAUAAGCUAUGAUUUCGGUAAUAAAUUUUUAUGCUUUUU